UCUGAUGUGGAAACUUCUUGGCUAUAACAUGUUGAAUAAGUAGUUUCCGAUGUACAGUCAAAACUCUAAUGUGUUGUCCAUGCUGUCGCUGACCUGUUGGCGCAAACUGUGUUCCUGCCUUGAGUGUCUAAAAUAACGCUCUACUGUCUAUAUCUACAGAGGCCGUAAGAUGGAUUCAGUUAAGUGCUUCAGCGCUCCCUCGUGGCUUGACAAAAGCUACUACCACAAGAUUUUAGUACUUGAAGGUGCAGGAGAGGCGAUUGAGGUGGAGAGAGUGGACUACAGAUGUGGUGCUGCUGGGGGCCAAGGUUUCCUCAGCUAUACGGUUCACGUUAACGUACACUACAAACACUUUUACGAGUUAGAAUAUAAAAACUUUAAGAAAACAUUCUUUAUAAAGCUGUAUAACUUCGAAACUUAUAUAGGGAAGAUGGUUAGGGAUUUUGGUGUAUACAGGCGUGAACAUGAACUUUAUGAGAGAGUUUUUCCAGAAAUGAACAGUCUAUUCAGAAAUUCAUCAGGCGUAACCGCACGCGGCGUGAAAUGUGACGAUGAAAGAAUUCUAGUUCUAGAAGAUUUGGCCGAUCGCGGCUAUUGUGUGAUGAACAGAAGACUGCAGCUAGACAAAUCCAGUUCAAUUGCAGCCCUAAAAUGUCUCGCUGAAUAUCACGCAGCUUCUGUCAUUCUGAUGAGGAAAUACCAAGAUUUUUCUCAAAGAUACAAGAAAUUGUAUCUUAUUCCAGAGAAUUUAGUGGGUAUUGAAUUGCACUAUGGAUCUAGCUUCGAUUCAGUCGCCACUGCCGUCGGAACGUGGCCAGGAUUCGAGCACUAUGAACAUAAAAUACGCAAUUUUUACGAAAAACGGUUGGGUGUAUUGUUAGAAGAAGAAGAUAGCGAUUCGUUCAAGGUGUUAAAUCACGGUGAUCUGUGGAUAAAUAAUAUACUGUACAAGCGUAGCAGUGAAACUGGCGAAGUGCUGCAUGUGAAACUGGUGGACUUCCAACAUGCCGCUGUCGGUCGUCCAACGAACGAUCUACAUUAUUUCAUUUUCUCAUCUCCGCAAGAAGAGGUAAGAGAGAAGUAUUUGGACAUGAUGCUAGAAGAGUAUCACAAAACUUUGAUGUCAACCUUAAGUGCCUUAGGUGAUGACAGCUGCCAGUAUUCAUUGCAGACUCUGAAACAAGAAUUUGAGGAUACUUUAAUGCUGGGUUUCUUUGCAGCUAACGUCGUUCUCCCAGCUGUCCUACAGGACAACACUGAAGCCUUCGACAUUUUCCAGACUGACGAGACGACGGUGACAGAAAAAUAUCGUGUCUCCUUGAGUGGACUCCGGUGUAAUGAGCGUUUCAGGGAAGUUUACCAGAAAUUACUUCUAUAUUUCGACCGUAAGGGGUUACUGUAG
Messenger RNA from Schistocerca nitens (vagrant locust), 1402 nucleotides. RefSeq lists its product as uncharacterized. The transcript is spliced from 2 exons. NCBI's taxonomy places the organism in Eukaryota, Metazoa, Arthropoda, Insecta, Orthoptera, Acrididae. The coding region runs from base 170 to 1402 and encodes 410 amino acids. The record is from RefSeq and is a predicted model, not a curated record.